AUGGCAAAGCAGGGCCCCCCUCCCUCCCUAAAUGGCGACUUUUUACCCGCUUUGGAACCUGGAUCGAAGAAGGCCGGUGACAGGUGCAUGGAGGCGAAGAAUCAAGUGCCAGAGUGUUCUGUGGUGCCGUGUUUGCUGGCAGUUCCAAGUCGAGGAGUGAAGGAGGCUUGGAGUGGCGGUGCAAGCGAGACGCUAGUUCACACCGCGAAAGCCCACCUGCAACCGGUGCAACGGUCGCAUCCCAACGGCGUUAAUGGAUUGGAUGGCAAACAGACGGUCUCGCGGCAGGACAGCCAGAUGCGAUGCACGACCCAUAAAAGCCUGUUUGCCGUCUGUAAACUUGGUCCCCUGAAAAUCGUUUGCCACCCGAGUUAUCGAUUCUGCCCUGGGAAAGCACCCAGAUAA
Coccidioides immitis RS is the source of this 405-nucleotide messenger RNA. RefSeq lists its product as uncharacterized. NCBI's taxonomy places the organism in Eukaryota, Fungi, Ascomycota, Eurotiomycetes, Onygenales, Onygenaceae. The coding region runs from base 1 to 405 and encodes 134 amino acids. The transcript has a single exon. The record is from RefSeq and is a predicted model, not a curated record.